Messenger RNA from Mytilus trossulus (common blue mussel), 4641 nucleotides. RefSeq names its product calpain-9-like. Gene Ontology annotation, molecular function: calcium-dependent cysteine-type endopeptidase activity. Gene Ontology annotation, cellular component: cytoplasm. Gene Ontology annotation, biological process: proteolysis. The transcript is spliced from 12 exons. The record is from RefSeq and is a predicted model, not a curated record. Bases 381 to 2054 code for a protein of 557 amino acids. NCBI's taxonomy places the organism in Eukaryota, Metazoa, Mollusca, Bivalvia, Mytilida, Mytilidae.
UAAAGGGAGACAACUAAAAGGAUUUUAAACUCAGGUAAAAUUGGUAUUGAUUGGUCCGCCUGCAAUACCUGCUGAAAUGUAACCACGUGGUGUUGAUGAUGUUGAUUUCAUUUAGUUUAUGUAGUUUGUUUUUAUUAAGCGUAUUUGUUCAGGGUUUUAUCAAUACAUGCUAACGGAUAGUGAAGUAUAUAGUAAACCUUUCAUUAUGUUAUAAGAUUGGACUCUCAAGUAGUAUAUACAAAGACAAAGAAUGUUGAAUUCCACAAAAGAGAGUAAAUUCUUCAUUUGGAAAUUUAAAUCGACAUAAAUAGAGCGGAAUUAGAUUAAAAUGACUAUCUGGAAUACAUAUUAAACAAUUAUGCCAUAGGGAAAUAUGACUUAUGCCUCAAAUGGGAUGCACAAUAACCAUUAGUUCAAGAAAAACCCACGAUGUUAUAAAACCAAAAAUAGCAACAAUAACUGACAACUCAUCUGAACAAACAGAAGUCCGAAAGGACAAGCUAACACCAAGGAACUGGACAAGUGUGGUCAAGGCUGGGGGCAUCGGAGGAGGGGCCGGAAAGGCAAGGAGAAAUGGUAAACUGUUUGUUGAUCCAGACUUUCGCGCUGAUAUGUCUUCCAUUUUUAAACAUAAGGUGACAGCAAAGAAGAUAAUCUGGAAAAGACCUAAUGAAAUAAUUUUUAAUCCCGUAUUAGUAUCAGACGGAACCAGUCGACAUGAUAUGAAGCAAGGAGAGUUAAAUGACUGUUGGUUCCUGUCAACCCUGUCUGCGAUUGCGGAAAAGCCACAGUUAAUGGAAAAGAUCAUACCAGUAGACAAUACAUUCGGAACUCCAUCAUACAAUGGGAAAUUCCACUGUCGGUUUUGGCAGUUUGGAAAGUGGGUUGAUGUAUAUAUAGACGAUUUAUUACCAACUGUGAAUGGAGAUAUACUCUUUGCUCAUUCAUCAGAUCCUACAGAAUUCUGGGUGUCAUUAGUUGAAAAAGCCUAUGCAAAACUAAACAGAUCCUACGAAGCAUUGGAGUAUGGUUUCGAAGCUGAUGCUUUCACUGAUUUGACUGGGGGACUUGCCGAGUGGUACAAUCCUGCUGAUUUAAAAGAAGAAGAUUUCUACCUCAUAAGAGCAGCAUUUCAGUGCGGAGCUGUAAUUGGAUGCUUGAGUGUUGGAUGUCGAAUAAGAAUCAGAGUUGAGGAUAAAGGCGAUCGUGAUGAAAGAGAAAAGAAGGGAAUGGUGUCUAACCACAGUUAUGUCAUUACUGGAGUUGAAGAGAUACCUUACUUACAAAAUACUGCUAAACUAAUCCGAAUGAGGAAUCCUUGGGGGGAUACAGAGUGGAACGGUGCUUGGUGUGACGGGAGUGACGAGUGGUGUCACGUACCUGAAUCUGUGCAAUUAGAAUUAGAAUUAAAGACACAAGAUGACGGGGAAUUCUGGAUGAAUUAUAGAGACUUCCGGAAAGAAUACUGCAAUAUGAUUGUUUGCAACUUGUCUCCAGAUUUUGAUCAUGAUGGGAUAAGUGACAAAGCAGAGUAUCAGUUGAAUCUUUAUGGUAGAUGGGUACGAGGUAUCAAUGCUGGUGGAUGGCUAGAAUGUGAAAGCUUCCAUACAAAUCCACAAUACAUACUUACGCUCCAUACAGACAUAAGCGUUCAGCGACGAUUUAAUGGUCGUCUUCCGGUUGUUGUAUCAUUAUUACAAGUCUUCCAAAGGCAGCAUAAAUUGGAUGGCGGGGAAAUGUUCGCCAUUGGAUUUGAAAUUUUUCAGCUUUUUAACCGACCAGCUGUAGCACUAACCAAAACAUUUUUUGAUCAUAAUGAUCCACUUAUGCCUGAGAAUGAAGAAACCUAUGCUGAAUACAGAGAGACCUCUGGUCGAUUCUUCCUUGAUCCUGGCCAAUACCUCCUUGUACCAACUACUCAGCAAAGUAACCAACAACGGUCGUAUCUCUUGCGAUUGUUUAGUGUUAGCAGGAUGGAAUGCGUUCCUCUUGACAACGUAAAAGAAGGUUUGAGUGAAGAGACUGUGACGCCAUCUUCACACCAAAGGCAUUGAUCAAAGGAAGAAGUUAACUAAAAAGCUAAUAUAAAUGUACAUUCCGCUAUUAUAACGACUAAUAUAAUGUAAUAUUUAAGAAUCUGUAGUCGAAAACUAACUCUUCAAGCAGACACAUUACUUUUGUUGCUUCUUAGAUGUUCAAGAUGAAUAUUCCAUUGACACGUGCCCAAAGAAAAGAUAAUCCAGAUAGAGAAAUCGGGGUAGAAAGAAACAAUUCAUAUUUUUACAUUAACAGAUUAAAAUGUUAUGAGGCAGGACCAUUAAUAUAUAUAGGUAAUCGAAACUAGGUCGGAAUUUCAUUCUCACAUUUUGUAUAGCUGGAAACAAACUUGAUAAUAGUAGAAUGAUAAGCGUACUGGUUACCAAAUAUUACGUUUUUCUAAGCCGUUUAAUGUGUAUGAACAAUUGCUUUUUAAGCACAUUUUGUAAAACAAAUUAAUCCUAAAUCGUUGGUCCAUUUAAUCGUUGGGGUGAAUAGCUAAAAUAGCUGCGUAUUUCGCUAUGUUUUAUUUUAAAGCAAUCUUACGAGUUUGUCUGUGUUUUUUUAGAAAAUGAAUUCCUUCUUAGUCUUACAAUAUCGUUAACUUUUGAAGAAAAAAAACCUAAUGUCUUGAUAUAACUAACCAAAGAUACGUGCUUAUAAUUUCAACUAAGAUCGCGCAUAUCUAUUUUCUUCAGUCUGUAUACUGCUCGCGUGAUAUGUUUUUUUAUAGUAUACGUGUGAUUAGGCAAAAUUUCUUCACAUACAACGAAUAUGAAUAAGAGUUUAUUGGCUGGAACAUAAUGCUGUCCUGGUUUUGUGUGAUACAUUGUUAUGAAAGAAUGCAAAGGAAAUAGCAAUUAUGUCAUAUCGAGAUGGCAAUUCUGGGGAACUUUAAGCUGGGAUAAUAAUGUGAAAUCCUUUACAUUUUAAUUUUACAAUAGAUACAUUAGUUAAUUGCACAAUCUCAAAAAUCUUUAAAAAGUAAUUGAAUUUAAAAAAAAUACUUAUAGUGCAAUUAUUGUUACAAUGAGUAUCACAGAUAGCAAAAACUACAUUCAGACAAUGACCAUACUCUUGUUCAUGUUAGUCAAGCUAAAGUAGUAUAAACUCAUAUAUAUAUAUAUAUGUUGUGGAAAUUAAUUAAUUAUUAUGGUAAUGAGCUUUCUAACAAAAUUAAUAUUCAAUACACGUUCAAUUUAUUUGCAAAUAAAAAUCAUGUCCUAAUGCAAGUGCCAAAUCAUACUUUUUUCAAUGUAUCCCUGUAAAAGAAUAAUGGCAUUAACUACUCAAGGGGUUAUGCAUUAAAUUUGAGUGAUAGAAAAACGUCACUUAUUUGUCUGUAUGUCUUUCUAAAUUUUUAAAGUGAUACAUGUUCAAAUAUAUGAUAAACUGAAUAAAAUUACCACAUUUUCUUUUUUUAAUGGAAAUUCUACAUGUAUUUCGAAUAACUUUGCAUAUUUGUAGUUAGUGAAGACACUGAUACAUUUACUCAGUCAACCAAUUCGGGAUGAUGACCGUAGAACUCACGCAAUGUCUCUUCCAGUUGUUUUUAUAUUAAAUAUAAUGUUAUUGACAUCCGCUCAAACAGAAGGUUGCUGCUUACAAAUUGAAAGUUUACAAUUGGAAAUUAUCACGUUUGUCAUAAAUUCUACUGCGAAGUCGCCAAUCUGUGGUCAUACAUAAUACAUAAACAAUAUAACAGUAAUAAUUAAAAAUUUUGACACCAUCUACCAACGAAAUUAAAUAUGUUACUAGUACCAUUUUCAAGCCAAAUCUUUGUUAUUAAGCCAGAAAUGUAUAUUAUAUAUUAUUAGUAAGAACAUAUGGUAUUGUUGGUAAUGCAUUACUAUAAAACAUAAGUUUAAUUUUUUCAGUUAUUUUUUAUCUUUUGACUGUAAAAAUCAUUAACAGAUUUCUUCAAAAUAUGUCCAGAAAUCGCUGCAAUAACGUUUGACAAAUACUUCCAUAGCUAUUCGUAGUAUAAAGUAUAUGCAUCAUCGUAAACGUGUUUAUUUGUUUAAUUCUGCUGACAAAUAUGAAUUGUUGAAUAUUGUUUACACUGUCUAUCAUAAUAUGCAAUUCUAUAUAAAACAUAUUGCAAAUUUAUUUAAACGUGGCCAAAAUGUUCUAAGAAAUGAAGUCAAAAUGCAUUUUUCAUUUAACGUUAAUAUAUACACAAAUAGACCAUUGAUCAAUGUUAUGUUUUAUUCUUUUUAUAAAGAUUAAAUAAUGAUCUAUAGCAAAAUAGCUGUUACGAUUUUCGAAAUGAUUAUGAUGGGAUUCGCUUGUUAUUGAAGAGUUAUUUACACUUUGUCACACGAGCAAUGAUACAUUGCAGUUGGAUAAAGUUAAAAAUAUGUUUAUUUUUUAAAUUGUCGUUACUGAUACGCAGUAUGGGGAGUCAUCAAAUUUUACAUGUAAAUAGCGCAUAUUUAACCAUUAUGUCUUCUUUCCUGUUCAUAAUGUACAUGCACAUGUCACACAUUGUUUGAUUAUUAUUGUUUUUAUACUUUCAUAGUCACAAGGUAUAUCUCAUACACAUUUUAUACAUAAUUAUUGUUUAUAUUCCGCGAACGAGGAUGUGAUUAAAAUUAUCAAAUA